Messenger RNA from Penicillium longicatenatum, 531 nucleotides. RefSeq lists its product as uncharacterized. The record is from RefSeq and is a predicted model, not a curated record. Lineage: Eukaryota; Fungi; Ascomycota; Eurotiomycetes; Eurotiales; Aspergillaceae. The transcript is spliced from 4 exons. The coding region runs from base 1 to 531 and encodes 176 amino acids.
AUGCAAUUCAAACUCAGCAACGUGUUCGGCCUCUUUGUCGUCGCAAACACCGCUCUCACCGUGAAUGUUGCCACAUCCCUCGACGGCUACAGCGCCCUAGCCAAGGAUGUCGACACCACUGCGCAGAAAAUCCAAUUUAUCGAUAGCUAUGAGACCGGACCACAAACAAUCAAUGCUUACUACAAACUAGACAAGGCCGAGAACAAGGGCUACCAGGAGUUUAAGGGUGGCUCGGUUCCUACCGACGAGCAGCAGGCAGCUUGCAACUCUUACACCAACUUCGCAUCGGUCUUGACCACAACUCUUAAGACUACCGUCGGUAAACAUGAAAUCAUAGAGGCCACUGGCCUUACCCACCAGAUGGCAGCGACGCUGCGAAGUGUGGAGAGUGUCACUGAUGAAAUCGGCUCCACCCUCAUCAAAGAUCUCCUUCCCAGCUGCGGUGACAGCUUGAAGAAUACCAAGAAGUCUCUGGACAAGACCCUGCAAGAUGCUAUUGACGCUUACGACACCGUCCUUCCCUUAAUUUGA